This is a messenger RNA of Camellia sinensis, 2112 nucleotides long. RefSeq names its product protein FREE1. Gene Ontology annotation, biological process: multivesicular body assembly; intralumenal vesicle formation. The record is from RefSeq and is a predicted model, not a curated record. Gene Ontology annotation, molecular function: metal ion binding; ubiquitin binding. Lineage: Eukaryota; Viridiplantae; Streptophyta; Magnoliopsida; Ericales; Theaceae. Gene Ontology annotation, cellular component: ESCRT I complex; late endosome membrane.
CUUUUCACCUCUCUCUUUAUUCUCUCUCUCACGCUCAGAAAUCUACGAUCUUCUUCCUCAAAUUCGAAGCUUCCAAAUCCUUCUCUUCCACAUUCGUCUUCUCCGAUCGUCAAAUCUCAAACCCUAAUUCUCACAAUCCUUCAAUCAAUAAAGAGAAAAAUCAAUACUAAGAUCGAUCACAACACAGAAUUCAGAUAUGCAACAAAGCGAUACAGGCUCUUCAUAUUACCAAUACUACCAAUCACACAUUCAAAACCCUAAUCCUAACGAUCUUCCACAGCUCAACCCCUUUCCUUCUUCUUCUUCUACCUUCGCAUCUGCUCCUCCAGUUUCGUCCUCCGAUUACUCUUCUUCUAAUUCUUCCACAUACCCUCCAUAUUCACAAUACACCACCGAUCAUGCCCUCAAUCCGCCUCUCCUCUACCCACCAAACCCUAAUUCUCAAUCACCCAAUCUCUCUUCUCAGCCCUACAAUUUCCCUCACCUCAAUCCCCAACCGACGCAGCAGUAUUAUGGUUAUGAUCAGAACCAAGAGGCUUUCAAUUAUGAUAAUUUGAAUCCGACCCAUAAUUCCAAUCCCAAUUCGACUUCUUAUUCAUCGGCUGUGUCGAAUUACGAAAAUUUAUAUGAGUCUGGUUCGAAUUAUGGUUUGUAUGGGGAUGUGGGGAAGCAAAGGCCGGAGGUUGGAUCCAGGUAUGGAGACGGUGGGGAUGGUGUAUAUGCAUACAAUGGGAGCAAAGUUGUGCCUUAUGGUGGUGGAGGCAGUGGUUCUGAUUCUUCUUCUGGUGUGAUUUUUGAUGAUUAUGGGAGGCCAGUUGGUUUUGCAAAUGGGAAGGAGCAAAAUGGAUCCAGACACACGGGGAAGGUGGUGAAGGCAAUUCCGAAGACAGAGAUGCAGCAGGACGGGGGUAGCGGUGUGCAGAAGUUCCGCGUCAAGAUCUUGUCGGAAGGUGCUGGUCAGAGCGACAUGGAUGUUCUUUGCCAGAUUGGCUUGGAUGGGAUUCGAAUACUUGAUACAGCAACUAGUCGGACACUAAGAAUAUAUCCACUUGAGACCGUGACACGAUGUGAAGUACUGGAUUCGUAUAUAUUUGCCUUUUGGGCCAAAAGCUCCAUUGACAUUGAACUGAGACGUGUCAGGCUUAAAUCAAACAGCUAUACCACAAACAACAUUCUAGACACGGUGACAGCAGCAACUUUUCAGAUCAAGGAGAUGGCUGGGAGAAAUAAACCUUCUGAUACUCCCAAGGCCUCUGAGCAACUAUCUGAUAAGAAGAAAGGCUUUGCUGAUUGGAUGAACUUGAUGAAGCCCAGCAACGAGGAGAAAGAUCACUGGGUUCCUGAUGAAGCUGUUACCAAGUGCACAUCUUGUAGGACGGAUUUUGGAGCUUUUGUGCGAAGGCAUCACUGUAGGAACUGUGGGGAUAUUUUCUGUGACAAGUGUACCCAAGGUAGAAUCGCCCUCACAGAAGAUGAGCAUGCCAUACCAGUUCGAGUUUGCGACCGAUGCAUGGCAGAAGUUACUCAAAGGCUGGGUAAUGCAAAGGAAACAUCUGGAAAAAUUGCUGCUUUGCAGAGCCACGAGGAUCUUGCAAAAAGACUCAAGAGAACUAAUUUCUUCAUUAAGGAGGAGAUGGACAAGAAUCGCAUGACCACCACAGGUUUAACAUCCAAUGGAUCUGGAAUGCGGAUGAAGGAAGUUGCUUGUCCGACUUGCACAGUCCACUUGCAGGUCCGGGUUCCAGCAUCGGGUUCUGAGACAAUAGAGUGCAGUGUUUGUCAGCAUCCAUUCCUUGUCAGUGCUAAUUGAUCAGCAACUCCCAUGUUCAUGAUGAUCAAGUUCUUGUACACCUUAUUAUAUACUUAAAAAGAACGAUACCUCUUUGGGCUUCAGCCUCUUUUUUACCAAGAAAAAGAAAAAAAGAACAAUACCUCUUCAUACAAACAGUCAUAAUUUUUCAAACCUUUUUUUGGGAGUUUCACUGAUUAAGAAGAAUGUGUGUAGUCGCCAAUUUUUUUUUUUUGUAUUUAUAUUUCUUCAAUAAUGUGCUACGUAAUUCUCUGGUGUGUGGACUUGUGUUAAUGUUUCCAAUGAAUAUUUUUUCUUCUUCA